AUGGCAGAGAAAAUUAUACAACUAGAGCCGACGAUGGAACAAAAGCCACUUGCUAUUCCGCAAGACCAACAGCCCCAGGAGCAAGAACCGCCACAAACGAGCUAUUCUAGCCCUGACGUCGUAGAGCAGUCAGAAUGGUCAAAUAGUAUCUGGAAUUGCUUCUCUCCAAGCUCACUUUGUCUCAAAGCGUUCUUUUGUCCAUGUUUUGUUUAUGGCAAGACUCAACAUCGGCUCAACAAAGAUCCCAAUCUCAUGGGAUAUUCACGAUUUAAUAAUGACUGUUUUAUAUGGGCGGGUGCUCAAUGGUGCGGUCUAGGAGCCAUAUUAACCGUUCUUCAACGACGCCAAAUUCGAACGGAAUAUGGGAUUGGAAAAGCAGGAGAGGGAGAGAUUAAGGACAUAGCUUUGAGUUGGUGUUGCCAUUGUUGUGUUCUGAUGCAACAGGAGAAGGAGGUUAUCAUGAGGAAUCAGGGUAGCGAUGUUUUUUCACAGGGUUAUCAGAGGACGGAGCCAAUGGCGAUGGCACAAACCGAUUGAUGAUAGAGGGGCUUUAACAGGACGGCAAAAUUGGGAUACCAAAUCACUCAAAUGAAAUCAUGCAUUGAAAACACUUAUAAUCUAAAACCUUAUAAUAAUUUCAAUCUCAAUUUCAGUCCAAAAAAUGUAUGAUAUGGUACACAUACAAAUGGAU
Botrytis byssoidea is the source of this 691-nucleotide messenger RNA. RefSeq lists its product as uncharacterized. The record is from RefSeq and is a predicted model, not a curated record. Lineage: Eukaryota; Fungi; Ascomycota; Leotiomycetes; Helotiales; Sclerotiniaceae. The coding region runs from base 1 to 537 and encodes 178 amino acids. The transcript is spliced from 3 exons.